This is a messenger RNA of Exophiala mesophila, 2907 nucleotides long. RefSeq lists its product as uncharacterized. Gene Ontology annotation, molecular function: transcription cis-regulatory region binding; DNA-binding transcription factor activity, RNA polymerase II-specific; zinc ion binding. The transcript has a single exon. Gene Ontology annotation, biological process: positive regulation of transcription by RNA polymerase II. The record is from RefSeq and is a predicted model, not a curated record. Gene Ontology annotation, cellular component: nucleus. NCBI's taxonomy places the organism in Eukaryota, Fungi, Ascomycota, Eurotiomycetes, Chaetothyriales, Herpotrichiellaceae. The coding region runs from base 314 to 2866 and encodes 850 amino acids.
UCACAUUUCUACGCAUACGCAUAGUCUCUUGGUCAAGCUAGCUGCACCGUUCGGCUGACUGCAGCUCUUUAAUACCAAUCAUGCAACCCAGGUUCGCUAGAUGAGGCCGCCAUCGAUAAGCGUCCUUGCAUAGAUAGCUUCGCCUCAUCGUCCUGAUAUAACCUUCUCGCCUUCACAUCCCACCAUCCGCUGUAGCGAUCCAGAGGGGUGCGUGUGUGUGACAUGCCUCAGAUCUCUGGUGCUUGUGGGUGACCUCACCUCUGUCAGUCUCAAUCAGCCUGCAUUACAUCAACCACCAGGCGGUUUCUUCGCCAUGUCCUCGUCGGAGGUCACCAGUCCUCAGGCGGUCGUCCCUGCAAUCAUUCCUACAGUAAGCGAAUCCACCGGACCUCGAAAGAGAAGGAAAAGGGCAACUGCUGCUGGCGCCGCCGACGACUGCUUUACAUGUGCCACUCACAACCUCCAAUGCGACCGCAGACGGCCAUUCUGUUCUCAGUGUUUGAACCAUGGCCGAGAUUGUGCAGGUUAUAAAACGCAACUCACAUGGGGCAAUGGUGUAGCGAGCAGGGGCAAGUUGCGCGGCCUCUCGCUACCCAUCGCAGGAACGACCAAACUUGCCCCGCCUCAAUCGCCAGAGAGAUCGAAGCGUAGGGAGUCGCAUGCUUCACCCACCCACCAACGCCAAUCGUCCUUACCACACCAAAUCCGACUGACGUCUAUACAGCCAUUCAAUAGCCAUGGCCUCCCUCAAUGCUCCUCGCCGCAUAGUCUUGAACCAGUCCUUGUUUCACCUCGUCACCAUGUGCCAUAUCCCAGCGCCUCCUGGUCGACCACAGUGCCACCGGAAACAGCACCGACUCUACCUCGAGCCAUUAAGCCAGAUCCUAUCAACUUGACAUACUCAAACCCCACAUCCUUUCCUUUGAUGUCACCGCCGGAAGGUUUCGCUCUCUCCUGCAGGCCUACAUCUAGCAGUGCUUACAAUAUGUCUGCCAUGGUAUCACCAGUACCAUACUCUACUCCCCCCGAAGACACGCUCCAUUUCGGCAGGAUGAUGAGCCACGGCUCCAUGGGUAUUCCAACGCGGAUUGCAUCAUUUCCCCUAUCUCCUCCACUUGUUCCCCCAUACGAGACCUUCUCUCCCAUUGUGUUUCACGACAGUGCACAAGCUCAUGUACAACCAUAUCAAGAAGAAGCGACUCAUGGUCUGGGCAUCAAUUACCAGCUUGGUUCUGAACCAAAUCUUGUGCCGCACAGUCAAGCGCGGGACGAUGUUGUGGCAACGCUCGAAGUGAAGGAAACUGAUGAUUCGCGUGUGAUCGUCGAGGAAGAGUUUCCUGCCACCCUAUCGCAACUAUCUCGAACUUUCCGCCCCUCGGUGUCCCGUUUGGCAGGAAUGGGUGCCAUCGGUUCUACGCACCGGAUGCAAUAUCUCAUCAAUUAUUAUACCCAGGUGAUCUCACCGGUGAUAGUGGCAUUCGACGGGCCUUCGAAUCCUUAUAGGACGAGGAUUCUGCAGCUCGCCGCCAGUAGUGAGACGUUGCAACAUGCCAUUGCCGCGCUCGCAGCAAGUAACCUGAGACAGCGGAUCGAGAGCGGGGCCUUGUCUCCCGGUAGAACGGCGCCGGCUCGACAGUCAUCCAUGGCUCAUCAGACUUUGACAACAGAAGCUUGGAAGGAAUCUGGAUUAUUGUCCCCGCAGGAGCAGGCCAGAGAAGAGUCAUUUCACAAAAGAUUCGCGAUCAGCUCUCUGAACAAGCAACUUUCCGAUCCUCUCCUUCGCAUGGACGAUUCCAUUCUGGCCACUCUGUUAAUGCUGUGCCUUUUCCACAUUUGUGAUUCUGGGGUCGCCAAAUUCCAAACACAAUUCACUGGUGUCAAGAAGCUUCUCAGUCUGCGCAAAGCCGACCCGAGGUGGGAUUCAGAGAGCACGCUGUGGAUCACCAGAAUGUUCACAUGGUUCGAUGCCAUGACUGCCACGGUCAAUGACCGCGAAGGACAAUUGUGCGGUCCCUAUAUGGACCUGACGACUUUGUCCCAGGAGGAGUGGGCAUUGGAGAAUCUAGCCGGGUGUGACGGCCAACUCUUUCAGAUCUUUUCCAGACUCGGCCGCCUUAAUGUGCUGAGUCAAGGCAACUCCGUCAUGGAAGCACCCACCAUUGUCUCCAAACCAAUGCCGCAGCAACAAUCAGGUGUUCAAUUCGGAUUCAACAUGGAACACGACUACAGCAACUUCGACGGCAAUGGUUGGAUACGGUUUGUUGAAGAUGAGGUCGUCUUCUCCAGCAAGACUGCCGACGACGGGAGGCAUAUACAAUUUUGGCGCGAAUGGCGCGAAAUUAGACAUGCUCUACAGCUGUGGGAGCUUGAUCCCCGAAUGAUCGACGGGACCAGCUCUCAAUCGCCAUCUCUCACCGUGGAGCAGCGGUAUGACCUCGCCAACAUCUCCGAGUCAUUUCGCUGCUCCGCGCUGCUGUACACAGAGCGACUUGCCAACCCGACUGUACCCAGCACAGCCCCGUGCAUCCGUGUCUGGGUCCAGCGGUGUCUGCACUACAUCAAAGCAGUUAAAUCAGAUGUGUAUCUUUUAUGGCCACUCUUCAUCGUGGGAAGUGAAUGCGUCGACACCGAAGACCGUCGUGUAAUCCGCGAACGGUGUUUAGACAUUCAGAAGGACAGUGGAUUUAUGAAUAACAAAAGUUGUUUAGAGCUCUUGGAGAAAGUGUGGAGGAAAUUCGACGAAGAACAAGACAGGAGAAGUCAUGAAACGGGCCAGGAAGAUGCCUUAGAUGCCUUGGAGUCUGGUUUCAGAUUUUCGAGGAUCAUGAAGGCCGAGAAUAACGAAGGCGAGUAUAUAGUCGUAUGAUUGAGCGACAGCCUCGGUAAUUAGCGCAUGAAACACAUACG